AUGAUGGACGCCGAAGAGACGGGGUCCAAUCCUGGCGAAGGGUCACCUCUACUUGGCGCAGGCGCCGACCGCGAUGAUAGCGAGGGUAGAGGGAGCGAUAGGAGCUGGAUAGGUUACGAGGACUUCGAGCAUCUGACGUGGUGGCGGCGGCCGUCUGUGUAUUGGCUUAUUGGCCCUUAUUUCCUCUUCACGCUCGCGUUCGGAGGCGUCAUCGUGCCAAAGCUUAACUUGAUAGUCGACCUGGUCUGCCGCAAUUAUUUUGCCGACCAGACACUCAAGGACCCUGCCUUCACCUUCUCCCCGGUCGUGCUUGGUGGCGAUAAUCCUCAGUGCAACAUACCAGCUGUUCAGAAGAAUGUCGCGACCUUCACCUUGACUCUCAGCAUGUUGAUCGGCGUUUUGAGCGCCUUGACUGCGCCGAAGCUUGGAGCUCUAUCGGACCGCUACGGACGCACACGCCUUCUGACGAUUGCGUCUUGCGGUGGUGUAUUGAACGAGAUCGUCACAAUCCUCGCAGCGAAAUACCCCGAUGUAAUCGACUACCACUGGAUCCUUCUCGGGGCCUUCUUUGAUGGGGUCACAGGCUCGUUUACGGCCGGAAACAUCCUCGGGUCCUCAUAUGCCAGCGAUUGCACACCGCCCUCGAAGCGCGGCGUCACCAUCGGAUACCUCCACGCCUGUUUAUUUACCGGCCUUGCUUUGGGCCCUCUUUUGGCUGGAUAUUUCGUCAAGUGGACAGGUUCCCUUCUCUCCAUUUUCUACGUCACGCUUGGAUGUCACAUCUUUUUCAUCCUGUUCAUUCUCUUCAUCACUCCCGAGUCUUUAUCAAAGAAACGCCAGAUGCUGGCUCGGGAGAAGUAUCAAAAUGAACAGGAAUCACUUGCAGAGCGCAUGCGCUCUCAUCUUCCACGCGUUAUGGGUGGCUGGGUGGGACCCAACGCUGCGGGUUACAUCAGUGAACAUGGCCCCGAUUGGCUUCCAGCCCUUUUGAGCGCAAACCCCUUAGCACCUCUGAAGAUAUUGGCUCCCGGUGGGCGUGCAAACAAGAGCCUGCGGCGCAACAUGAUUAUACUUGCGCUCAUCGACGCGGUGAUUCUCUCGGCAGCCAUGGGAUCUGGAACAGUUACAAUCCUCUACGUCGAGUACAUAUUCAACUGGGGGAACUUUGAGGCUUCGCGUUUCGUGUCUCUCAUCAGCUUCAUCCGCGUGAUUGUGCUCCUUGGCAUCUUCCCGUUAAUCAACUACUGGUUUCGGCUGCGGCCAAUGCAGCGUCAGCGUCGCGAGAGUGGUAUUAUAGUAGCCGAGAAGAACGAGGGAGCAGAUGAGAUCGACAUCUGGUUGCUGCGCCUGUCCUUGGCAUCAGACACCGUGGGCAUUCUGGGCUACGUCUUGGUGCGGAAGGAAGAACUUUUCGUCAUGUUCGGUAUAAUCACAGCCUUUGGUGGCCUGGGCGGUCCCGUCAUUCAGAGCGCAACUACUAAGCACGUCCCUGCCGAGCAAGUAGGCUCGUUACUCGGGGCCAUUGGACUGCUUCAUGCUCUUGGGCGAGUGUUCUCGCCGGUCUUGUUCAAUGGCAUCUACGCCGCAACUGUGGAAACAUUUCCCCAGGCAUUCUUUGUACUGCUCACAUCGCUCUUUGGGCUGGCUAUGAUUGCUAGUCUCUUCUUGCGGCCUCAUUUAUUCCUAAAGGACGAAGCGUACGAGCCAGUCCCUGCCGGGGGACCUAACUCUGAGUCGGUUGCUGUAAGUGAUGAAGAGACUGUGACGGAAGCAGAGGUGGCAAGCGAGGCUCUGCCACGCGUGUAA
This is a messenger RNA of Neoarthrinium moseri, 1806 nucleotides long. RefSeq lists its product as uncharacterized. Gene Ontology annotation, cellular component: membrane. The transcript is spliced from 4 exons. Lineage: Eukaryota; Fungi; Ascomycota; Sordariomycetes; Amphisphaeriales; Apiosporaceae. The record is from RefSeq and is a predicted model, not a curated record. Bases 1 to 1806 code for a protein of 601 amino acids. Gene Ontology annotation, molecular function: transmembrane transporter activity. Gene Ontology annotation, biological process: transmembrane transport.